AUGCUUGUUCCUGAAUUGGCUCGAGCUACUGGAAUGACUGAUUUUCAAUUGAUGAAAGCAAUGAGCGAGUAUACCAGAUUAGCUCCGGAUCGUCGUAUUGAACGUCUGCGGGUAUUAAACCAGCGCUUGCAAUCGUCGAAAGAGAGCAUGGAUGUGCUAAAAUCGUGGAAUAUUAAACUUGAUUCAGCUUUGGUGGAAAUCCCAGCACGCGUUUUACCUCCUGAGAAAAUUGUCUUUGGCGAUCAAAAGCGUUUCUUAUGCGAUAGCCGAGCUGAUUGGACUCAAGAAUUCCGAAAAAACUUAAUGUACUCGCAUGUGGAUAUAAAGAGGUGGUAUGUGAUAACUCCACAGCGUAGUUUCCGGGAAACUGAAGAGUUUGUCAAGCUCUGCAUCCGUGCUGCCAGUGGGAUGAAAAUGAUUAUUUCCGAGCCUCGAUACGAUAAAAUCCCUGAUGAUCGCAAUGGGACAUACUCGCAAUCGAUCGAUAAUGCAGUAGCCAAAGAUCCACAAAUUAUAAUGCUCGUGCUCAAGGCUCCAAACGAAGAGAAGUAUAGCUGUAUUAAAAAGCGCACUUGUGUUGAUCGACCGGUACCAUCACAAGUUGUUACGCUGAAAACCAUUGCUCCAAGAAAAGAGAAAUCGAGUGGCCUCAUGUCCAUAGCCACAAAAGUGGUUAUUCAGAUGAACGCAAAACUGAUGGGCGCGCCCUGGAUGAUAGAGUUACCUGUUCGCGGAUUAAUGACCGUUGGGUUUGAUGUGUGUCAUUCGUCAAAGAACAAAAACAAGUCAUAUGGUGCUCUUGUAGCUACGAUGGCUAUGAAAUCAUCAACCCGCUACUAUUCUUCAGUAACCGAACACAUGAAAGGCCAGGAGUUGUCGGAUCAGAUGUCAAUAAAUAUGACAUGUGCCCUAAAAGCGUUCCGGGAUCAUCAUGGUACUUUACCAGAGCGAAUUCUGUUCUUCCGUGAUGGUGUCGGUGAUGGUCAACUUCAUCAAGUUGUCAACACUGAAGUGAAGUUUUUGAAAACUAAACUAGAUGAGAUUUAUAAAUCUGCAGGCAAAGAAGACGGCUGUAGAAUGGCAUUUAUUGUUGUAGCUAAGCGGAUUAAUACUCGGUACUUUGCCAACAAACGCAAUCCCGUGCCAGGUACAGUAGUCGAUGAUGUCAUAACGCUUCCUGAGCGAUAUGACUUCUUUUUAGUGUCGCAGGCUGUGCGUCAGGGAACGGUAUCGCCUACUAACUACAAUGUUAUACACGAUAACAUGGGACUAAGUGCCGAUAAACUGCAAAUGUUGGCCUACAAAAUGACCCACAUGUAUUAUAAUUAUUCUGGGACUUGUCGUGUGCCUUCCGUGUGUCAAUACGCUCACAAGUUGGCAUUUCUUGUAGCCGAAAGUAUUAAUCGGUCUCCAUCAUCUGGUUUAGAAAAUCAACUUUAUUUUCUUUAAACGCUUUGUAUGAGCAAUACUAUAUUUAAAAAAAAAAACAAUACUUAAUUAUGUUUUACUUAUGUAAAGUCAAAUUUUUAAUGUAAUUGUUUGACAAAUAUAAUUAAAAACCGAUUUGUACACUUCUACCUCGUCGUACAAUAAAAACAAUUU
Messenger RNA from Drosophila obscura, 1602 nucleotides. RefSeq names its product protein aubergine-like. The transcript has 4 exons. The record is from RefSeq and is a predicted model, not a curated record. Gene Ontology annotation, biological process: regulatory ncRNA-mediated gene silencing. Lineage: Eukaryota; Metazoa; Arthropoda; Insecta; Diptera; Drosophilidae. Gene Ontology annotation, cellular component: P granule. Gene Ontology annotation, molecular function: piRNA binding; protein binding. Bases 1 to 1449 code for a protein of 482 amino acids.